UUGCUUUUUCCGUAGCAGUUUUUUCCACUUGCGGAUUUUUCGUUGUGCGCGUGUUUUUCACUCGUUUCAGCUGCAUUUGCGGCCGCUGUGCAACGCCGGCGAAUCGAGAUGUCAUUGGCCUAGUCCGCGGCCACCUGCGAAGCCAGUCCAACCCGAAAAAGUUCGUCUAGAAGUGAUAACACAUAUGCUUUAAAAAAUCGUCUAAAACAUGCUUUUCGGUUUAAAAAAUAUUGGUGGCGUCUUUAUCGUACCAAUUACGAGCUAAGACCCUGUUUAUGGAUUUAACCAAGUAUAAACCCUUUUUUGGAGCAAUCGGGUUAUUGGCUCACUCGAUAGUCUUUUCCAGAGGCCAAGGGUAUUUUGUGCAGUUCCUGCUACGGUCACUCUGGGCGUUUAGCGAAGAUUAUUUUGUGCUAAUUUUGAGCAGAAAUCGAACCAGCAGCCGUGUUAAUUGGAAACAAGUGGAAUUCUUAGCUGUUACACCUGGCGGAAAUAGAGGGCAAAAUUGUAAAAUAGAAGCCGAAAGCAACAGCGAAAUGAACAAGGCUGACGUCAACCGCCGUGUUUUGGCCAUUCAGGCGAAGAAGAAGCGCCAUAAGAACAACAAGAAGCGGGGCAAGCAGAACGGCCAGGAGCAGCAGUCGAAUCCCGGCCAGAACUUGAUUCCCAAUUCCCAGUCGAAUCGGAGCAGCGAGAACUUGCAGGCACCGGAUAAUGCUAAUAAUAGCCAUGCGGAUGCGCCCAUUUCGGCCGCCUUUAGGAAGGUCGAUGCAACGGCAACGGCCUCCACAUCCAGCGGUGGAUCAGGAGGCACCCCCGAACAAUAUCAACCAUCCCAGUCGCAGUCCCAGACGCAGUCGCUGUCACAGUCCCAAGUGCAGGUCAAGUCUAAGUCGAAAUCAUCCAACUCACAGAAGGAGCACCUGCAGCAGCAGCAGCAGCAGCAGCAGGCACCGCGGAGCAGCUCCAACGAGUCCUACGAAUCCGAGAUGAACAGCGAGAACGAGGAGCAGGAGCUCAAGGAGGACUACUGCAAGGGUGGCUACCACCCCGUCAACAUCGGUGACCUGUUUCAGGGGCGUUACCACGUCAUCCGAAAAUUGGGCUGGGGCCACUUCUCCACCGUCUGGCUGUGCUGGGAUCUGCAGGAGAAGAGCUAUGUGGCAAUCAAGAUUGUCAAGUCGGCGCCGCACUUUGCUGAGACGGCCAAGGAUGAGAUUAGGAUACUAAGGACGGUGCGCAACAUGGAUCCAUCGAAUCCACGUCGCCAGAAGACGGUCCAAUUGCUGGACGACUUCAAGAUCACCGGCGUUAAUGGCACCCACAUUUGUAUGGUGUUUGAGGUGCUCGGCGACAAUUUGCUAAAGCUCAUCCGGAAGUCCAACUACCGCGGCAUCCCGUUGGCCAACGUAAAGACCAUCACCCGUCAAGUGCUGGAGGGUCUCGACUAUUUGCACACAUGCUGCGAGAUUAUCCACACGGACAUUAAGCCCGAGAAUGUGCUACUGUGCGUGGACGAGCCACAUGUCCGUUCGCUGGCCACUGAAGCCACCCAGCUGUACUGCAUGAACUCCAAGAUGUAUCCGUCAUUGGUGAGCCGAGCACCCAAGGAAUAUCGCGAGCCGCCCAUAACUGGCAAAAUGAGCAAGAACCGAAAGAAAAAGCUCAAAAAGAAGGCGAAGAAGCGCAUGGAGCUGUUCAAGAAGCAGAGAGACUACUUGGAGCAGGCGGGUGGCCAGACGGGCGAGGGCCAGGAUGCUGGCGAGGAUCAGACGGACUUCGGCGUUAAUCAUAAUGAGGUGCAGAACGGCGAUGCUGGCAUCUCCGAUGGGGAUGAGUACUUUGAGGUGAAGCAGGAGCUGGAGGACAAUGAAGAUGACGAUGAUGAGGAUGUAGCUGCUGAGCAGCCAAUACACAAGGAGCGUCACGAGCGUAAGGAGCGUCCGGAGCGCAAGGAGCAGGCACAGCAGCAGGAAUCGCUGGCUGAGGGCGCUGACAAAGCCAAAAAGAAGAAGAAAAAGAAGAAUAAAAACAAAUCUAACCAGCUGCAAGCUCAGCAGCCUCCGCUACUGGAGAACUCCACGAGCAGCGGCGACAGCAGCAGCGCCCUCAAGAGCCACCAGACCAAUGGCAGCAGUAGCAUUAGCAACAGCAACUCCAACAGCAUCUCGAGCGGCACAUUGAAAGGACAAUCAAACGGCAAGAAGAUGCCGUUGCGACCCAAGCAGGAGAAACAAUUGGAAAAGCAGCAGCAGCAGUCAUCGAAUCAGCAGCUGAACAACAACAACUCUAGUUCUAAGCCCAACUCGAAUAGCAAUUCGAAAAUCUCAAGCGGUUCCGUGGAGAACUCAUCGUCGGCCACCAAUGGACCGUAUUCUGAGCCCAUGCUGCCACCGCCUCCUCCGCCACCGCAAGCAAAACACAGGGCCAGACGAGAUCCGGCGUUGGAGGAAUGCAACGUAUUCGUUAAGAUCGCCGAUCUGGGCAACGCUUGCUGGGUGGAUCGCCACUUCACCGAGGACAUACAGACGCGCCAGUAUCGCUCGCUGGAAGUAAUUCUCGGUUCCGGAUACGAUACCUCGGCGGACAUUUGGAGCACUGCGUGCAUGGUGUUCGAGCUGGCUACCGGCGAUUACCUGUUUGAGCCGCACUCCGGCGAUACCUACUCCCGCGACGAGGACCAUCUGGCCCACAUCAUCGAGCUGCUGGGUCCCAUUCCGAAACACAUUGUGUUCCGCGGCACCUAUGCUCAGCAAUCGUUUAACCGGGCCGGUGAACUUAGGAACAUCACUGGCCUUAAGCCCUGGGGCCUAAUGGACGUUCUGCUGGAGAAGUACGAGUGGUCGCAGAGUGAGGCGGAGUCAUUUGCUUUGUUCCUCAAGCCCAUGCUGGAGUUCGAUCCGGCCAAGCGGGCCACCGCCGCGGAGUGUCUGCAACACCCGUGGCUUAGAUAAGAUACGAUGCAGCCUGGUUGUUGGCUGCGUGCCACCCAGCCAGCAACAGCAGAUGAUGCGGGAGCAGAAGCAGGAGCAGGGACGACAGCACUAAGAGCGGGAUCACCGGCGGUAACGGCGAAAGGAGGAGUUGGCGGGGGCUUUGUGGAAUCUUCAGCAUCGGUGGCUACUUUGGCUUCCAUCUCAUCAAUCGCUUCCACGUCGGCGGCAGCAAUGGCGGCGCUUAAGGCCCGUCCCUAUAUGGUUGCACCAUUCGUGACCACAGCCUCAGCACCACCCACACCACAGCCCCACAUAUCCAUUUCAACGAGCACGGCCCGCACAGCGCCAGCCACGCCAACACGCCGUCGCACCGCCCCCGAGGAGGAUCUGGAGUUGGUGGAGGACUUUGAUGUGGCACUUGCUCAAAUGGAGGAGCCGCAGACGCAUGCCAAGACCAAGUCUCAGCGCUUUUUCUGGCGCAAGGCGCUACGUCGCGUCUUCCAACGCCGCAAGUGACGGCGUCGCCGGCAGGACCUGCCCCGCUGGCAUCGUCCCGCCCGUCGCUGCCGUCGCCGGAACCUGGCCGAGCGGGUGAGGCGUAUCUGCGCCUGCUGUGCCUACGGCCAGAUCCUGCUGCGUGCAGCCCGUGUGGCCCUGCUCAGCUGCAUCCGCUGGCGAACCCGUGGCAACAUACGCAACAACAACUUUUACUUCAGCAACCACUAAAGCAUCAGCAUCAGAAGCCAGCCAGCCAAGCAAAAAGUCGUCUCCAGAGCAACAGUCGCUAAUCUCCGUGCUCCAGCUUACACGAGUUAUGUUUAAAGUUAAUGAACAACCAUUCGAUAUAGUUUUACACACGCCAGCGCUUAAUUUAUUUCCUGUGUUUUACAUCGACAAUUAGACUAUUUUUGUUGCUUCAUAUGGAAUUAUAAAAUGUAUUACCGCCUACACCUACACGAACACUUCCCCACGAAUCCUGUACAUAUAGGGUCGAUAGUGCUCGAUCCCAUUAUUCAGUUUAGUUGAAGCGACGCAUAAGAAAGCGAGAGUAUAGCGAUAGCGCAUGCCGCAUACAAACCUAAAUACAUAGGCAUAUAUCUGUUACUGUACAUUUAGCCAAGAGGCGAAUCGGCAAAUACACAUUUAUAGCGUACAUAGUUAAAUGAACUGGAGUCGAUCCAUCGGUCGGUGUCUCACUCGCUCUAUCGUCGUUUCGAUGGGCCUGUGAGGCGCUGCAGUUGGAUUUUUAUUAGCAUAUGUAAAUGUACAUGGAUGCAGAAACUUGAGCUGAACAUAACAAUAAUGAGAACGUAGUUAAUUAGAUUAUCCUCGGCUUAGUGAUCGACAUGAACAAUUUGAAAUGGCAUUAGAAUCCAUGAGAAACGUAACCUGAAAUAGUAAAGCGAAUGCACUACCAGCAACAACCACAAGUGAAACGAAUCCUUAUCCCAUAAUCGGAACUAAUAAGCAUAUAAAUAUAAUUAAAAGUAGCCGCCACUAACAAAAAGUAUUGUUCAAUAUUAAAUACUAGCGCAAGCGCAAAAUAAUUGCAGCUUUAUCGGAUAGAUAAAUAUUCAAGACACCCACACACACCAAAUUUGGCACAUUUAUCAAUACUAGAGCCACACAAAAUUUAUGGAAUUUCUCUCAACCACACUUAACACAAGCAUAUUGUAUACCUAGAGGCCACUUUAUUUAAGGCUAGGAGUUAAAGCGAUUUUUUCAAUAGAUACGAUUCGACCCGGAGCGGUAGUAAAGCUAAAGCGAGGGAUUAUCAGAAAUGCGAAGUGGAGGGCCCAUUGUCCUUGGCAAUCUGAUGGCAGGGGAUGUGUGCAUAACUGACUAUUGACUAUAUACGAGUACGUUCACAUAUAUAUGGAUAAGUGGCCUUAUUAAUUCGGUUCUCCGCACCACACCACGCACCACAAAACACGAAACCACACGCACCCAAUGCAAACUAACCGCUCACAGAUACUAACCAGUCCCCCAGCCAAUCUGAGAAAGCUAUUGCAAAGACGAUUUACGCAGCGCGAACUAAAAAAUUAUAGAAUUAGGUAUGAAUAUUAUUGUAACUAGACAGCCUAGCCAGCUAGCAAGCAGAUAUCAAUCUAAAGUUAAACUAAAUGUGUCCAAGUUGAAGGAGAAUCAAAGAAUGAGACGGUUCUUAGUAGUAGCCUGCAGUCGAUCUUCGAUGUUGUCAUCAAGCUAAUCAUAACAUAAAUGCAAAUUCAACAAGCUUCGGCUGGCCGAUGUUUCGAACAUACUUACGCAUAUACUCUUUGAAAUUCGCCCAAGACUUCCUAACGAAGCGACUUAACUUGGUAUCACAAGUGGAAAAUCGGGGGGCCAAGAACCCAGCGCAGAUGACCACAUCUAAAUGAAUUCGAACCGGAAUCAGGAACCCAGCUGCCGAAUUGCAAUUCCAGAAUGUUCUCACGCUUUCAAAGAGUAUGAUUAUGAAUUAUACGGUACGAUACAUAAUUUAUUGAUGUAGUUAUAAACAAAAUAAACAACAAAUUACACAAAUUGGAAAACAA
This is a messenger RNA of Drosophila suzukii, 5473 nucleotides long. RefSeq names its product SR splicing factor protein kinase (gene SRPK). The record is from RefSeq and is a predicted model, not a curated record. Gene Ontology annotation, biological process: spliceosomal complex assembly; regulation of mRNA processing; peptidyl-serine phosphorylation. Gene Ontology annotation, molecular function: protein serine/threonine kinase activity; ATP binding. NCBI's taxonomy places the organism in Eukaryota, Metazoa, Arthropoda, Insecta, Diptera, Drosophilidae. Gene Ontology annotation, cellular component: cytoplasm; nucleus.